Messenger RNA from Aspergillus niger, 1524 nucleotides. RefSeq lists its product as uncharacterized. NCBI's taxonomy places the organism in Eukaryota, Fungi, Ascomycota, Eurotiomycetes, Eurotiales, Aspergillaceae. The coding region runs from base 1 to 1524 and encodes 507 amino acids. The record is from RefSeq and is a predicted model, not a curated record. The transcript has 5 exons. Gene Ontology annotation, molecular function: oxidoreductase activity; heme binding.
AUGGCGAAAGAGAAGCAGUUGUCUGCACAGCAGAUCUCUCAACACAAGACGCCCGACGAUUGUUGGAUUGUGGUCGACAAUCAGGUAUGGGAUGUGACGGACUUCUUGGAAGAGCAUCCGGGUGGAUCUUCAAUUAUCCUCAAGUACGCGGGACGUGAUGCCACCAAAGCAUACUCCGAAGUCCAUGCUCCGAGUGUCAUCAAAACUCAGCUACAACCAGAGCGAAAUAUGGGAGUGUUGGAUGAAGCGACAAUCAGCGAUGAUUGGGUGAAGCAGCCGCCCACUGAGAAUCCACCUCUGCUCCUAGAGAAUGAGAAGCCACCCCUACACACCCUGAUAAACUCCCACGACUUCGAAUUGGUAGCAUCGAAAACUGCCAGCAAGAAAACGUGGGCCUUCUAUUCCAGUGCUUCAACGGACCUUAUCACGAGAGAUGCGAACAAACUCUGCUUUGACCGCAUAUGGCUGCGACCGAGGGUCUUAAGGAAUGUACGAUCAGUCGACACGAAGACCAAGCUGCUUGGAAUCGACACCGAACUCCCGCUGUUCGUUAGCCCAGCAGCAAUGGCGAAGCUCAUCCAUGCGGAUGGUGAGUUGGCAAUCGCAAGAGCUUGUGGAAACAAAGGCAUUUUCCAAGGGGUCUCUAAUAAUUCUUCCUAUCCUCUCGACGACCUGCGCAGCGCUGCACCUUCGGUGAACAUGUUCUUUCAGCUCUACGUGAACCGCGAUCGUGCCAAGUCCGCUGCUCUCCUCCGCCAAUGCUCCGCCAACCCCAAUGUCAAAGCUAUAUUUGUAACGGUUGAUGCCGCCUGGCCCGGAAAGCGCGAAGCAGAUGAGCGCGUGAAAGCCGACGAAACGCUGUCAGUCCCGAUGGCACCAUCCAAAGCAAAGAAUGACAAAAAAGGUGGCGGCCUGGGACGAGUAAUGGCAGGAUUCAUUGAUCCGGGAUUGACCUGGGAGGAUAUGGUGUGGGUGCGGCAGCAUACACAUUUGCCCGUAUGCCUGAAAGGUGUCAUGUCGGCUGACGAUGCGAUCCUUGCCAUGGAAGCCGGGCUCGAUGGCAUUCUGCUAAGUAACCAUGGCGGACGGAAUCUUGACACUAGCCCACCUUCUAUUGUCACUCUAUUGGAGCUUCAUAAGCGGUGCCCGGAGAUCUUCAAUCGGAUGGAGGUUUACGUCGACAGUGGUAUCCGGCGGGGAACUGACAUUCUUAAGGCAGUGUGCCUGGGCGCAACGGCGGUUGGAAUGGGACGCAGCAUGCUCUUUGCGACUAAUUACGGCCAGGAGGGAGUGGAGCAUUUGAUUGACAUAAUGAGAGACGAGCUAGAGACAGCUAUGCGUAAUGUAGGGAUUACUAGCCUCGACGAAGCUGGUCCCCAUUUAGUCAACACUGGAGACAUAGAUCACCUGGCCGACGUCCAAUUGGACCUAGGCUUUGAUAUCGAUGCUAUUUGUAAUGGGUCAUUAUACACUUCGAUGAACGCAAGAAUACAAGCAUGCAGUUCAGCUGGCCAACAGCAAUGA